This is a messenger RNA of Spinacia oleracea (spinach), 2707 nucleotides long. Its product is annotated as subtilisin-like protease SBT5.4. Gene Ontology annotation, biological process: proteolysis. Gene Ontology annotation, molecular function: serine-type endopeptidase activity. The transcript has 11 exons. The record is from RefSeq and is a predicted model, not a curated record. Lineage: Eukaryota; Viridiplantae; Streptophyta; Magnoliopsida; Caryophyllales; Amaranthaceae. The coding region runs from base 80 to 2386 and encodes 768 amino acids.
UAUAUAUAUAUAAGCUAUCCUUUUUUAUUUUAAAAAUUUGAUUCAAACUAAAGAGGCGAUACUUUACAACGAAAUAGCCAUGAAGAUUGCUUUGUUUUUUCUUGUUCUUUGUAUGCUCAAUGCGUCCACGCUUGCAGAAAAACAGUCGUACGUGGUUUAUAUGGGAGCACAUUCUCAUGGUCCAGAUGCAACGUUAGAAGAUUAUAAUCGAGUUACUGAUUCUCAUCAUAAUUUCCUUGCUAACUUCGUAGGAAGUGUUGAAGAGGCAAGGGAUGCACUAUUUUACUCGUACACAAGGCAUAUCAAUGGGUUUUCUGCCCUCCUCGAUGAACAUCAAGCCGCGAAAAUUGCAGAACAUCAAGAUGUAAUUUCUGUGUUUGCCGACAAGGCAAAGGAAUUACACACAACACAUUCAUGGAAUUUCAUGUCGAUGGAAAACAAUGCUGGUGUUCCAAGUGAUACAUGGAAGGCAGCUAGGUUUGGGGAAGAUACAAUCAUUGCCAAUCUUGACACUGGUGUUUGGCCCGAAUCUGAGAGCUUCAACGACGUAGGGUAUGGGCCUAUUCCAUCUAGAUGGAAAGGUUCUUGCGAGAACUCCGAAAGCUCCGGUUCACCCGUCCCUUGCAACCGGAAGUUGAUUGGAGCACAACACUUCAACAAAGGAUACAAAGCCUUUGGUAACGUCUCACAAUCAAUGGAAUCAGCCCGAGACUUCCAAGGCCAUGGGUCCCACACCCUCUCCACCGCCGGCGGCAACAUCGUCGAACGAGCCACCAUCAACGGCAUCCUCGUCGGGACUGCAAAAGGUGGAUCACCUCGAGCUCGAGUAGCCUCCUACAAAGUCUGCUGGACCCCACUCCCCUCCGGCGGGUGUUUCGACUCCGACAUCUUAGCCGCCUUCGACAUGGCGGUUCACGACGGCGUUGACGUCAUCUCUUUAUCCGUGGGUGGCGACCCGGUUGACUAUUUCAGUGAUGGGAUUGCAAUCGGGUCUUUCCAUGCGGUUCAAAACGGUGUCGUUGUUGUCUGUUCUGCGGGUAAUUCCGGGCCUAAUCCGGGCACGGUUUCGAAUGUUGCUCCAUGGUUGAUUACUGUUGGUGCUUCUACUAUGGAUAGGGAGUUUCCUUCGUUUGUUGAACUUGGUGAUGGGAGUCGAUUUAAGGGGUUGAGUUUGUCUGCUGCAUUGCCGAAUGAUACGAUGUAUCCAUUGAUUUCUGCUGCUGAUGCUAGACUCGCCAAUGCAAAUGCAAGUGACGCACUUCUUUGCAGGCCCGGUACGUUGGACUCGAACAAGGUGACAGGCAAGAUCUUGGUGUGCCUUCGGGGAGACACGGCGAGGAUUGACAAGGGCCGGCAAGCCAAGCUCGCCGGUGCCGUUGGCAUGAUUCUCUGCAACGACAAACCUAACGGAAACCAAACUGCAGCUGACAUUCAUAUUCUGCCUGCUUCACAUAUCAGUUAUCAAGAUGGAGUAUCUGUCUUCAAAUACAUCAAUUCCACACACGCGCCCAUGGGUUACUUCACUGCUCCGAAACCAAGCUAUGGUGUCAAACCUGCUCCCCAAAUGGCCAUCUUCUCUUCUGUUGGGCCGAACCCGGUUACACCCGAGUUUCUGAAGCCUGAUAUAACAGCACCAGGUGUGGAUGUUAUUGCUGCAUACAGUCAAGCAGUAAGUCCAACCGAGCAACCUUACGAUCAUCGCAUAAGUUAUUACAUGAUAGAUUCCGGCACAUCCAUGUCUUGUCCCCAUGUUUCCGGCAUUGCUGGUCUUCUUAAGACAGUUCACCCUACUUGGAGCCCUGCUGCCAUCAGAUCUGCUAUAAUGACUACUGCUAAAACACGAGACAACACGAACAACCCAAUGGAAGACGCAGAGUUCUUCAAGGGAACACCCUUCAAUUACGGUGCAGGACACGUGCGACCUAACCGUGUCAUGGAUCCAGGACUAGUCUAUGACUUAACCCCAACAGAUUACCUUCACUUCUUAUGUGCAAUUGGCUACAACAAAACCAAAAUCGAUGCUUUCUACAACGGUCACCACAAAUGUUCAAACUCAAACUCUAACAGAAACAGCAUUCUGAACUUGAACUACCCUUCAAUUACAGUCCCAAAUCUAUCUGAAACUGUUACUGUUACAAGGACUGUUACAAAUGUUGGGUCUGCAGGAACAUAUUUUGCUCGUGUUCGUCAACCGUCAGGUGUUUCAGUUACUGUUAGGCCAAAUCUGUUGAGGUUUGGGAGAGUUGGUGAGAAGAAGAAGUUUAAGGUGACAUUGAAAUCUGCUGGUAAAGGUGGAAAUUCUGAUGAUUACCAGUUUGGAGAGUUGUUAUGGUCUGAUGGGAAGCAUUAUGUCAGAAGUCCUAUAUCAGUUGCUCAUUCUCAGUGAUUUUCUGAAGUUCAGUUGUCAGAAAUCCUGUAUCAGUUGCUCAUUCUCAGUGAUUUUCUUAACUUCAGUUGUCAGAAGUCAUAUCAGUUGCUCAUUCUCAUUGAUUUUCUGAAGUUCUGUUGUCAGAAAUUCAGCAUAUAUGUAUUAGUUUUAGGUUGGAUUUUGAAUUAGUUUUAGGUUGGGAUUUUUAGUAGGAUAUAAUAAAUAAUCAUUAGUAGGAUUGUUAGAAGUGAGUUGCUUGCUCAUUGCUUGUUAAGUACUAGUCUAGGUUUAUGUUAUUGACAUAAAUUUUUAUUAUGAAAUUCGCGGUUUUUUAUUAAA